Drosophila subpulchrella is the source of this 1641-nucleotide messenger RNA. RefSeq names its product 3-hydroxyisobutyryl-CoA hydrolase, mitochondrial (gene Hibch). Gene Ontology annotation, biological process: L-valine catabolic process. Gene Ontology annotation, cellular component: mitochondrion. The coding region runs from base 93 to 1256 and encodes 387 amino acids. Gene Ontology annotation, molecular function: 3-hydroxyisobutyryl-CoA hydrolase activity. The transcript has 3 exons. The record is from RefSeq and is a predicted model, not a curated record. NCBI's taxonomy places the organism in Eukaryota, Metazoa, Arthropoda, Insecta, Diptera, Drosophilidae.
CAAGAACAACCAGCUGUGCGGGUGCUAAAAUUCUAUUGCGCAACGCCAAAAUCCUAAACACAACGCCACACAGCGACUGACAGCCAUUCAAAAUGCAGGGCCCAAUUCAAAGGUUGGUGUACACAUUCGGUCAUCGCACCUGCAGCCAAUUGCCGCUGAUCGGCGGAGCAGCGAUAUCCAACGCGAAACCACCUGUAAUGGACCUCUCCGUCCGCCAAUCCUCCUCCUCCUCCGUGCUGGCCACGGAGUCCUCCAACAAGGGAAUGAUCAUACUGAACCGUCCCAAAGCUCUGAACGCCAUCAACCUGGAGAUGGUGCGAAAGAUCUACAAGCAUCUGAAGAAGUGCGAGAAGUCCAAGUCGCUGUUGAUCAUCAAGGGCACGGGCGAGAAGGCCUUCUGCGCCGGCGGAGAUGUGCGCGCCCUGGUCGAGGCGGGACCCACGGACGAGUCGAAGAGUUUCUUCCGCGAGGAGUAUAGCACGAACGCCCUGAUCGGCAACUACAAGAUACCCUACAUCGCCAUCAUUGACGGCAUCACCAUGGGCGGCGGUGUGGGCCUCAGUGUCCACGGCAAGUACCGGGUGGCCACCGAUCGGACGCUGUUCGCCAUGCCUGAGACGGCGAUUGGUCUGUUCCCGGACGUGGGCGGCUCCUACUUCCUGCCUCGCCUGCAGGGUAAACUGGGUCUCUACCUGGGACUGACAGGCUACCGGUUGCGCGGAGGCGAUGUCUUCUACUCGGGCAUUGCCACGCACUACUGCGAGAGCAGCAAGAUCCCUGAUCUCGAGACGGCGCUGCUCAACUGCCCAGAUGCGGAUGAUGUGCCCGACCUGCUGCAGAAGUUCCAUUCCACACCGGAGAAACCCUUCUCGCUGCAGCCCGUCCUGGAGCAGAUCAACAAGAACUUUUCGGCGGAUUCGGUGGAGGGCAUUCUGGAGAACCUGCAGAACGAUGGCAGCGAGUGGGCCAAGAAGACGCUGGAGACCCUCUGCAAGGUGUCGCCCACCUCGAUGAAGGUUACGUUCCGCCAGCUGGAGCUCGGCUCGCAGCUGUCUCUGGCCCAAUGUCUCAUUAUGGAGUACCGUCUGGCCGUGCGUCACUUGGAGCGCAGCGACUUCAAGGAGGGUGUGCGCGCCCUGCUUAUCGACAAGGACCAGAAACCCCAGUGGCAGCCAACUAAGCUGGCCGAUGUCACCGAGGAACAUGUGCAAUGGUUCUUCCGCAAGCUGCCGGACACCGAGGAACUCAAACUGUAAUGUAGCAGGCCUAGUUUUGUUUUGGGUUGAGCCUGCCCAUCCUGUUUGUCUUCCGUUAAGCCGCUCAUUUAUAUAUACACACCCGAACAUCUCUGUAUAUAUCUAUGCAAGCUUGAGUUACGUUAUGCAUGGUUCCUUGCCUGCCGUUUUUGCAAUAUUCGUUAUAUUUACUCCUACCGUUCAAAGGCCACAGUUUGACGAGUUCUGUUGCUUAAUUAUCCGCAAUCUCUUCUCUGUUUCAUUCCAACAGCGACUAACUUCGAGGGAAAGUCUCUGCCAUCGCCUGUAUUUACCAAUAACGAUCGUGAAAUUCAAUGCAUUUAAAUAUAUGAUAAACAUAUAUGCCUAUAUAUAUUAUAUACAAUUCGUAGUCCUAAUACAAUCA